This is a messenger RNA of Microtus ochrogaster (prairie vole), 1371 nucleotides long. It is a transcript of the gene Fam169b, whose product is annotated as Protein FAM169B. Lineage: Eukaryota; Metazoa; Chordata; Mammalia; Rodentia; Cricetidae. The record is from RefSeq and is a predicted model, not a curated record.
AUGAACUUUGAAGACGUUAUGCUGAGUGAAAUGAGUCAGUUGCAGCAGGAAAAGCCUGUGUGCUCAGAUGAUGUGCCUAAAGCAGUCACGGAGCUGUGGAGGGAGAGCACACGAGUGUGCGCCUUCUUUGCCAAAGAAGAUCUUGGCUUUAUGGAAGCUCAUCUCUUUUGUAUUCCCUUCGUCAUUGCCCUCAAGGCCUACCCUGUGGAUAUCCUGCAGGACGACUCAGAGGGCCAGCAGGUAGCUGCACAGGUUUACUAUGACUUGCUCAGGGAAGGAGCCCAGGCCUCAGCAGAAGUUUUCUCCCUUCCCACUGGGGAGCAGGUCAGACUUGAAACUCCAUCUCUUCGAUUUUGCGCUAUGUACCGUGACGAACCUCAACAUAAAUUACUGACUUUGGUUAGUCCCCAGGACACAAAGACAGUUGUGGCUGUUUAUUUAAAAGACUCCUGGUGGUCCAUUGAAGACGUCCUAAGAACUUCUGAUCCCACAAGGGAAGGGCUCAUGAAGGUUCAGUCCUUCGGGGAAAGAAUUGUACUUUUUGUUCUCAACACCAUUGUUUUUGGAAGACUGGAGAGAAGUCUGGAUGAUGAUGACAUGUUUUUCUUACCUCACCCGGCUAAGGAGCAAGCUAAGAUUCUGUGGAGAGACGGAGCGGCCGUUGGAUUUUAUUCAAUCAAAAUGAAAGGCAGCCUCUGUGGUGACGGCACCAGUGCAUGCUACCUGCUGCCUGUCCUUGACACUGUGUUUGUGCGGAGGAAGAACCGCAGCCAAGGCCUGGGGACAGCCAUGCUGAGGGACUUCUGUGACACCUUUCGAGAAGAUGAAGCCCUGGGUAUCAGUUGCCCAAUUUCUCCUGCAAUGUACAAAGUCCUCAGGCGGUUCCUGUCGAUCCAUUCAGGCGAGAGAGGGCGCUUGUGGGAGGUGGAGCCCCCAGGGGCCUGGGGCCAGCGCGCCAACAUCUGGCUCAAGGUUUGUCUUCGGGAGCCUCGACCUCAAGAUGGGACCACAGUGCAUCCUAAAUGCUCUGAAGAGGACACAAACAGCCCGAGGCAGACUUCUCAGAGUGAUGGACGCACACAAUUUGAUCACGGAGAAAGCAAUAAGGAGUGGAUCGCUGAAGAACGGGAGACACAGAAUGACCAAGAAUGUGUCAAAAGAGAGGAGGAAGCUGGGAUGCCCCUGAGACCCUCCUGGGAUGAGACGGAGGGCCAGGGAGCCAAGAGGACAGUGGCAGUCGCUGGGCUGGCUGGUCGCACCUCCAUUGUCGUUCCUGGGCUCACACUCCCGGCCAUGUGGGCCACAGGAACUGAGCUGGUGGUGGCCUUUACCGGCUUAAGUCCAGCCUGUGACCCAGUCGGUACCAACUAA